ACCGAUCUUCUACUUCCGGGCCAAAGCCAUGGCGGUGGCAAAUUCAAGUCCAGUCAACCCGGUGGUCUUUUUUGAUGUCAGCAUUGGCGGCCAGGAAGUUGGUCGCAUGAAGAUCGAGCUGUUUGCAGACGUGGUGCCUAAGACGGCAGAGAACUUUAGGCAGUUCUGCACGGGAGAGUUCAGAAAAGAUGGUGUUCCCAUAGGGUACAAAGGAAGCACCUUUCACAGGGUCAUAAAGGAUUUCAUGAUUCAGGGUGGAGAUUUUGUUAAUGGUGAUGGUACUGGAGUCGCCAGUAUUUACCGAGGUCCAUUUGCAGAUGAAAAUUUUAAACUGAGACACUCAGCUCCAGGCCUGCUUUCCAUGGCCAACAGCGGUCCCAGUACAAACGGCUGCCAGUUCUUUAUCACGUGUUCUAAGUGUGACUGGCUGGAUGGGAAGCAUGUAGUGUUUGGAAAAAUCAUUGAUGGACUUCUAGUGAUGAGGAAGAUCGAGAAUGUUCCCACAGGCCCCAACAAUAAGCCCAAACUGCCGGUGGUAAUCUCACAGUGUGGGGAAAUGUAAUCUAGACCAAGACUGAGCCAGGUCUGCUGCUGUUGUGGGUGACAUUCUCCCUUGAGUCCGACAAGCUGGACUGCCUCUGUGUUUGCUUCCCUGCCUCCACACGUGUCAUCCAGGACCUGGAAGUGUCACAGAUCACAACUAAGAUCCUGUUUAAAUUUUAAAAUGUAAAUA
Messenger RNA from Acomys russatus (golden spiny mouse), 733 nucleotides. RefSeq names its product peptidylprolyl isomerase H (gene Ppih). The transcript is spliced from 10 exons. Gene Ontology annotation, biological process: protein folding; protein peptidyl-prolyl isomerization. NCBI's taxonomy places the organism in Eukaryota, Metazoa, Chordata, Mammalia, Rodentia, Muridae. Gene Ontology annotation, cellular component: intracellular membrane-bounded organelle. The record is from RefSeq and is a predicted model, not a curated record. Gene Ontology annotation, molecular function: peptidyl-prolyl cis-trans isomerase activity. The coding region runs from base 29 to 562 and encodes 177 amino acids.